UGCCAUACUUGGUAUCUCCCUUAUGUAAGGUCAUAGCGAAGAUAUAUAAAAGAGAGACUUGGGUGGAAGGACGAAGGGAAAAGUGUUAAAAUCUGACGUUUUUCCAACCUUCAUCGUCUUUCUGUGGGAUUUGAGACCAUGGCCUCUCUCUGUAAGGUCCAGGCGGUGGCAUGCAGGGCCCGGUUAGGUGGUCUAAUGUCCAAACAAGCUGCAGCAUCUUCAGUCAGCAUCAGGAACAACUCUACUGACGAGGCACCUGCCAAGACAUACGGACCCCUGAGUGACGAGGAUCGCAUCUUCACCAACCUGUACGGUCGGCAUGACUGGAAACUCAAAGGAGCCAUGGCAAGGGGUGAUUACUACAAGACUAAGGAGAUCAUCCUGAAGGGGCAUGACUGGAUCCUGAAGGAGAUCGUUAAGUCCGGCCUGCGUGGGCGUGGCGGCGCCGGGUUCCCCACGGGGAUGAAGUGGGGCUUCAUGAACAAACCCAGCGAUGGCAGACCGAAGUACCUGGUUGUAAACGCUGACGAGGGUGAGCCUGGGACUUGUAAGGACCGUGAGAUCAUGCGGCACGACCCACACAAGCUGGUGGAGGGAUGUCUGGUGGCCGGAGUGGCCAUGGGGGCCAGGGCUGCAUAUAUCUACAUCCGUGGUGAGUUCUACAAUGAAGGAACCAACUUGAUGGUCGCUAUCCAAGAGGCUUACAAGGCAGGGUUGAUUGGCAAGAAUGCCUGUGGUUCUGGCUACGACUUCGACAUCUAUGUCCACCGCGGUGCCGGGGCCUACAUCUGCGGAGAAGAAACAUCGCUGAUUGAAAGCCUUGAGGGAAAGGCUGGGAAACCCCGUCUCAAGCCGCCAUUCCCUGCUGACAUUGGUGUGUUUGGCUGUCCAACAACUGUGGCCAAUGUGGAAACUGUUGCUGUAGCGCCUACCAUAUGCCGUCGUGGAGGAGACUGGUUUGUCGGUAUGGGUCGCACAAGGAACUCUGGCACUAAGCUGUUUAACAUCUCUGGCCAAGUGAACAACCCGUGUACCGUGGAGGAGGAGAUGUCCAUCCCUCUCAAGGAACUGAUCGAGCGCCACGCAGGAGGGGUGAUCGGGGGCUGGGACAACCUUCUGGCUGUCAUCCCAGGGGGGUCCUCAACCCCCCUCAUCCCAAGAAGUGUCUGUGAUGAUGUCAUGAUGGACUUUGACGCGCUGGUCCAGUCCCAGACCGCCCUGGGCACGGCAGCCGUCAUCGUGUUCAACAAGCAGGCGGACGUGGUGAAGGGGAUCGCGCGCCUCAUAGAGUUCUACAAACACGAGAGCUGCGGACAGUGCACGCCCUGCCGCGAGGGCACCGGCUGGAUGACUAAGAUCAUGUACAGAUUUGUUGAAGGCAACGCCCGUCCUGACGAGAUCGACAUGUUGUACGAACUGAGCAAGCAGAUUGAGGGACACACCAUUUGUGCUCUAGGGGAUGGAGCAGCCUGGCCUGUACAGGGAUUGAUUCGGCACUUCCGUCCAGAGCUGGAGGCACGAAUGGAGGCGUACCACAAGAAGAAACAAGCUGCAUCUUCUGCUUAACCCAGCCUUUGGAAACAAAUCGUCCUCAAGAACAAUUUAGAGCAGUGCUGCAUUGUCAGCAUGUGAUGUGAUCAUAAACAUACAUAUGGUAUAAGACACAAUUCUUCUUGAAUUAGAACCUUUAUUGUAUUGGAUGUUGCUUCAGAAUUUGUUGGAAUCAAAACCUGGUCAUGGUUUGACUUCUGUAACCACCCCAAAGACUACAAAUCCAUAUGUAUACAUGUAGUGUACAUGUAUAUAACACAAUUUAAGAUAUACUGUACAGGAGUGAAGUAUGAAACACAAGACAACAGUCCAUAUAUUCAUUUCAACACCUUUCUUGGUAAAGAAUAUAAGAUACAGGAAAAACAAAUAUCUUAGCAAAACAAUAACCUGUUACAGAACAGUCUUCAUCUCGCAUUAUCUAGGUGUUAUCCCAGUUUGUGUGACAGAAUCUGCAAUUGUACUUUUACUGUGUGAACAAGUAAAUAAAAGUAUACACCACUCCCAAA
Branchiostoma floridae (Florida lancelet) is the source of this 2057-nucleotide messenger RNA. Its product is annotated as NADH dehydrogenase [ubiquinone] flavoprotein 1, mitochondrial-like. The transcript is spliced from 14 exons. Gene Ontology annotation, biological process: mitochondrial electron transport, NADH to ubiquinone. Lineage: Eukaryota; Metazoa; Chordata; Leptocardii; Amphioxiformes; Branchiostomatidae. Gene Ontology annotation, molecular function: 4 iron, 4 sulfur cluster binding; NAD binding; NADH dehydrogenase (ubiquinone) activity. The record is from RefSeq and is a predicted model, not a curated record. The coding region runs from base 139 to 1566 and encodes 475 amino acids.